Tachysurus vachellii is the source of this 2597-nucleotide messenger RNA. It is a transcript of the gene gdf2, whose product is annotated as growth differentiation factor 2. Gene Ontology annotation, molecular function: cytokine activity; growth factor activity. NCBI's taxonomy places the organism in Eukaryota, Metazoa, Chordata, Actinopteri, Siluriformes, Bagridae. The record is from RefSeq and is a predicted model, not a curated record. Gene Ontology annotation, cellular component: extracellular region. The transcript is spliced from 2 exons. Gene Ontology annotation, biological process: BMP signaling pathway; SMAD protein signal transduction. The coding region runs from base 159 to 1346 and encodes 395 amino acids.
GAACGGCCAAGCUGCUAUUUCGGUCGUCAAAAGCAUGUGCUGUUUAAUGUACGAGUAUGAGAUUGAACUCGCAACUGAGGGCUUUUGUACCAGGAAUCCCAAUUUCAACAUUUCUUCUUCAAAAGAAAGCCAGAUGUAAAACCUAGAGCUAAAGAACAAUGCAGGGAUUUCGAUAUGUAUUGUUUCACUUUUGCCUUAGCUUGGUUUGGCUUUGUGAGGGAAAAUCAAUAAUUCAAGUCACUCAGCAAGAAGACGAGAGUCUGGAGGAUGACCUAGAGGAGCAAGACAUCUUGGAAGACUUUUCUGAGCCUAUGAAAGAAGACUUUCUAAAGAUGCUGAACUUGUCUGUGGUUCCAAAUGAACAAAGGAAUGUUCAGCCUCCUCCGUUUAUGAUGGAGCUUUACAACAAAUAUGCUUCAGAUAUGUCCUCGGUGCCACAUUCUGAUGUCAUUCGGAGCUUUGUCUUACAGGAGGUGACCCAUUCAGUGGUCAGGGAGAAUAAAUCUUCACACAGGCUACUAUUCAAUGUUUCAAUCCCUAGCUAUGAAGAAGUCACAGUAGUCCAGCUCCGACUCUUCGUGCUGUGGCAUAGAAGUCAAUCAACCUGUGAUGAUACCUCCAUUACCAUUUAUAACGUAGUACACAUGAAAGACCAAGAAAUAUUACACCUUCUGGACAGGAAGGACAUCAGUGACACAGCACACACAUGGAAAGCUUUUGAUGUAACAAGUGCGCUCCAGAGUUGGCUUCAGUCAAAGUAUGGAGCAGGUGAAUUAGUGGUUGAGGUGCAAAGUCAGGGCUGUAAGUCAUACCAAGGUGGAGGCUACAAGAUAAGCCUGAAUUUGGAGGACAGCACCUCACCUGUUUUAAUUGUCUUUUCAAAUGACCUUGAGAACAGGAUGAGAAAAGCCAAAACUGAGGUACAAGAGAUGAUGGCUCAUGAAGAUGAAAAGUUUUUAUUGCGCGUCAGUCCCUUAGACGACUAUACCAGUGAGGAUCACCAUCGUAGAAGGAAGCGAAACGCACGUAAGAACUACUGUCGGAGAACGUCGCUGAAAGUGAAUUUCAAGGAUAUUGGAUGGGACAAGUGGAUUGUUGCGCCACCUGAGUAUGAUGCCUAUGAAUGUAAAGGCGUGUGCAAUUUUCCUCUGACGGAUGAUGUAACCCCCUCUAAACAUGCUAUCAUUCAAACGUUGGUGAAUCUGAGCAACCCAAAAAAAGCCAAUAAGGCAUGUUGUGUUCCAACAAAACUGGACCCCUUAACUGUCAUGUACCAAGAGAAUGGCAUUAUCACUGUCAGACACCUGUAUGAGGAGAUGAAAGUGGCAAAAUGCGGAUGUAGGUAGUGAGGAAAAUAAGCUGCUUCAAACCGUCAAAAUAUAUAUAUUUUCUGCUUGUAAAAAAUGUUAAACAAAAAUCUAUUUAAAUUAAAUAGAUAUUAAAUAAAUAUUCUUAAUUAAAUAUUCCUAAUGAAUUAAUAUGUGUUCAUUUAUGUAUAGAAACUGCUUUAUUCUGGUAAUAAAAUUAAAACACUCAAAUAAUAAUAACAAUAAUAAUAAAAAAUAAUUACUUCAUGAACAGCAUCAUAUUUAUGUAUUUAACCUUGGCAUCAAAUGCCAUUCCAUAGUUUUUUAGUGUAUUUUUGUAGUACAAUUACAUUUCAGAAUGAUUUUCAUAUAUCAUUUAUCAUUUAUCUCAGUGAGCUCUUUAUGCUGGUUAAUGUCACUCUGGAUUACACUCUGGGAUACACCCUGGAAAUGAAAGGCCAGUCCACCAUGCACACAUAUUCACACACUCAUUCAUACCUAGGGGCAAUUUAGAGUAGACAUUCCACAUUCUGGGGUGUUUUUUGGGAGGUCAGAGGAAACUGGAGAAUCUGGAGGAAGUAAUCCAGGAUUAGGAUUGAACCAGCAACCCUGUCUGAAGGAAACAACACCCAGUGUGCAGCUAUGCCGUCUUAAAUGAGUCAUCCACUAUUUUCCUUUUAUUUCCAAGUAUACACUACUUUUCUUUUUUAAGAUCGCUGAAUAUUCACUUUAUUAAUGCAAAGCCUGCUAAAAUGAUGUUCAUUUAAAGCAUGAAUAACAACUUAUAAGAAUAUUACAUAUUAUUUAUACAUAGUGUCAUGUUCCUCCGUCCAGGGUGUAUCCUGCCUUGAUGCCCAAUGACGCCUGAGAUAGGCACAGGCUCCCCGUGACCCGAGGUAGUUCGGAUAAGCGGUAGAAGAUGAAUGAAUGAAGUGUCAUGUUCGUGUCACGUUUUCUGUUCCAGGGCAAGGCAAAUACAUCUUGUAGCUUAACAUGUUGCAUAACUGCAUAAAAUGCUAUGACAAGUGCUGGUGUGUAUUUACUUUACUUCACACCCAGUUUUCAGCUAAAAGAGCUUGUGUCUAGAAUGUGUGCUCUUUGAAAUGUAUUUAGGCAGUACACCUAACACUUUUAUAUAUAGAUACUGGCCUCUACUGAUCAAUUUGGGCUUUUCCACACAAACUAAGAGAGGUUGUGUGUACCGUCCUCAAUUAAUUUUGCCUCUGACGUGCAUUGCAUGUGUCUCAUACUGUAUACUGCUUGAUUCUGAUAUAUUUUCAAAUAUGUCUU